Messenger RNA from Oncorhynchus nerka (sockeye salmon), 2723 nucleotides. Its product is annotated as protein c-Fos-like. The coding region runs from base 99 to 1424 and encodes 441 amino acids. Lineage: Eukaryota; Metazoa; Chordata; Actinopteri; Salmoniformes; Salmonidae. Gene Ontology annotation, cellular component: nucleus. Gene Ontology annotation, molecular function: RNA polymerase II cis-regulatory region sequence-specific DNA binding; DNA-binding transcription factor activity, RNA polymerase II-specific. The transcript is spliced from 4 exons. Gene Ontology annotation, biological process: regulation of transcription by RNA polymerase II. The record is from RefSeq and is a predicted model, not a curated record.
CAGGACAGUAGAUUAUAGAAUACGAUAAUUUAAUAGGGAUAUAGUGAUUUAUUUUGGAAAGUUUUAUUGUUAGUACAUUUUGUUGAUAAGGCAUCAUCAUGUAUCCGGACUCGAGCCCAGACUACGAUGACUCCUCGAGCUCGUCUAUCAGCAGCAGCAGCAGCAGUACGAGCAGCACCUGCGCAGCAUCGCCUACCGGAGAUAUCCCCCAGUGUAGCCAGCGAUCUCCAGAUUCACACAGGAACAAAUCGUCAAUGGACAGCAACAUGUCGCAGGAUAUCUGCGGAGAAACAGACUCUCCAUGGCAGUCUCCCUUUGUUCCAACGGUGACUGCAAUCUCAACCUCCCUGGAUCUGCACUGGAUGUUCCAACAGACCACCGUCAUCACAUCAGCAUCAGUCUCCUCCUCCUCCUCCUCCUCCUCCUCCUCCUCUUCAUCUUCCUCUUCCUCCUCCAGUGGACGUGCAAAGCUUAGCAGAGCGCAUGGCGCAACCCAGUUGUCUUCCAGAGUGGAAGGCAGCAAGAAAGGGAAAAAACAGCCUUCAUCAGAAGAGGACGAGAGGAGAAAUAUCAGGAGAGAGAGGAAUAAAGUCGCAGCGGCCAAGUGUCGUAACAGACGGAGGGAGCUCACCGACACCCUGCAAGCCGAAACUGAUCAGCUUGAGGGGGACAAAGAGGCCUUGCAGACAGAGAUAGCCCACCUCCUGAAAGAGAAAGAGAGACUGGAACAGAUCCUAUCCACCCACCAACCAGCCUGCAAACUAGCCGUCGCUGAGGACGAUGUCGAAAAUGAGAUUGACGAUGACAUUGAAGGCAUUCUACAAGACGCCACAGAUUCUGCCCAGCUGCUCUCCAUCUUGGAGAAUGCAGACAAACUCCAACUCCCAGAAGGCAAUGCGACAGUAGUGACUGUGUCCAAGGGCCCCUUGUUCCAAGAAAUGGACACCGUCCCCGUCCCAAGCAUCUCCAUCGCAGCCUCGGCAAUCUUGGGUAACUCCAACAUCCUACUGUGCUCCAUUGCUGAGGAAGAACCCAUGGAGGAUCUAGACUUCGACCAGGGUGACCUACAGGACCUGGUCCCCAGUCUGGAACUCAACAUGGCUGUGGCCCCUGAGACCGCCCCGUCCGUUCCCGACAUCGACCUCCUCGGGGGCCCCUUCUGCCUCUCAGACUGGGAGACCCUGUACAAGUCUGUGGCUAAUGAUCUGGAGCCCCUCUGCACCGCCACAAUGAUGUCUUCCACUGACAGUCCUACAUGUAGCAGUUAUUACCGCUCUGUGUUUUCGUUCAAUUACUCCGAGAUAGAUCAUGUGGCUGAGGAGAAGGGGUGUUGUGAGAGCUCCGAGGGUCUCAAAGGAGUUGUUAGCGGUAGAUCUGAUUUGCUUAACGGUCGUCUCAAUUCUCCCACUCUGUUGGCCUUGUGAAUCUGUUAUGAACUGGUUGGAGAAAUAGGGCCAGUUCCCCACACGCAGAAUAAGCCUAGUCUUAUUAAAAAGUAAUAAUAGCAUAUUCAAUAAUGAUUCUCCAUUGAAAGUGCUCUCCUAGUCCAGGACUAGGACUAGAUCUGUGUCUGGGAAACUGGUCCAUGAGGUUGAUAUUGAAUCAAUAAGCUAUGGUCUAUUUAUCUAUCUAUCUAUCUCCUGAUGUUUUGUUAACCUUUUAACCUUUAGCACCAAAUGAAAUGGUUACUGUGACUGUAACAGUGUUAACUUCUUCCAGAUAUAUUGGUGCACCUGUGAGGGCUGUUCACUCUCUUGAGUAGUGGUGGAAAAAGUACCCAAUUGACAUACUUAAGUUAAAGUAAAGAUACCUUCAUAGAACAUAAUAGAGUCAAGUAAACGUGAAAGUAAACCAGCAAAAUACUACUUGUGUAAAAAUCUAAAAGUAUUAGGUUUUUAAAUAUACUUAAGUAUUCAAAGUAAAUGUAAUUGCUAAAAAUAUACUUCAGUAUCAAAAGUAAAAGUAUAAAUAAUUACUUAUAUUAAGCAAACCAGACUGCACCAUUUUUUAAAUUUAAAUUUAUGGAUAGCCAGGGGCACACUCCCAACACUCAGGCAUCAUUUACAAACCAAGCGUUUGUGUUUAGUGAGUCAGCCAGAUCAGAGGCAGUUGAGAUGACCAGGGAUGUUAUCUUCAUAAGUGUGUGAAUUGGACAAUUUUCCGGUCCUGCAUUAAAUAUGUAACUAGUACUUUUAGGUGUCAGGGGAAAUGUAUGUAGUAAACUCACUUUUUUUUUUUUGGGGGGAAUAUAGUGAAGUUUAAAAGUAGUCAGAAAUAUAAAUAGUAAAAUACAGAUACCUCCAAAAAAGUACUUAAGUAGUACUUUAAAGUAUUUUUUACUUAAGUACUUUACACCACUGCUCUUGAGAGAGAUACAUGUGUAUAUUGUUGGUAUUGUAUCAAAAUUAAAUGCAUGAAAAAUCAUACCAUUCAAAAUGGUGCUACAUUUUUGUGUUUCAUCCUUAAAUAUAUAUGUGAAACUAGACUGUAGUUUGUGUGGAUGCCGUCAUCAGAUUGUGUCUGAACAGGUGAAUUUACAGUUUAAGUAAUGUGGACAUUAUUUUACUGUAAAGUGAGAUUUCUUUCAGGUUUUCGCUGAAAACACAGUGCCAUGUAUUUUAUUAAACAUGUAUUUUAUGACAUAGCUUAUUUUUUUUUACAUUCAAAGUUUUGACUAACUCUUGGUCAAAUGCAAAAAAUAAAAAAAAAUAGAACACAGACAA